Nematocida homosporus is the source of this 459-nucleotide messenger RNA. RefSeq lists its product as uncharacterized. Gene Ontology annotation, cellular component: nuclear pore central transport channel; nuclear membrane; nuclear pore nuclear basket. Bases 1 to 459 code for a protein of 152 amino acids. The transcript has a single exon. Gene Ontology annotation, biological process: NLS-bearing protein import into nucleus; regulation of DNA-templated transcription; nuclear pore organization. Gene Ontology annotation, molecular function: single-stranded DNA binding; phospholipid binding; structural constituent of nuclear pore. The record is from RefSeq and is a predicted model, not a curated record. NCBI's taxonomy places the organism in Eukaryota, Fungi, Microsporidia.
AUGCGGCGUGAAGGCAAGGAAGGUAUCAAGAAAAGUCCCAAUCUCUUUGAGAAAGAAGGUCCCGAGACUAAGUAUAAAGAUUUCUACAUCCCAGAGAGUUCGAUUUAUGACAGUAGACCUAGUACAACCCAAAAAAGAGGUCCAAUUGUGCCCAGUCGUUCCGUGACUGUCUUUGGGUACUCAGCCGGCAACUUAGACCAUGUUAUGCGACGGUUUAAAGAGUGUGGCGAAAUUAAAGAGAUAAACUAUGGUAAGAACUGGAUGGACAUUCAGUACGAGCGCGAGAAGUGUAUGUUUACGGCUCUACGUGAAAAUGGAUGCAUUCUUAAUGGCGAGAUGAUUGGAGUGGUGCAGAAGAACCGCAAGGACAUGGGGGCGAUUUGGCUGACCGAGCAAGAAGUCCUAUUUAAACGGGAAGAAGGAGUGCUUACUCGCAUACUAGCCUACCUCUUUGGAUAA